UUGCUGUGGGAGGAAAUCGUAAGUACACACCGUCAUCACCCUCAACCUACCAAUCAUGAAAAAGUGAGUUUCUCUCAGGCCAGGAGAGUAUCCUUCCAACCGCGAUGGCGAUGGACACUCCAGAGCAGCCCACUGUGGUUGAAUCCCAUCAACCUCAGGCUUCAGAGGCUGGCGGUGCUUCUCGCAAAAAGUCUUCUCUCAACAAAUUUUCGCUUGUCUGUGCGCUUCUUGCUUCCACUUGCUCUAUUCUAUUGGGUUAUGACAUUGGGGUGAUGAGCGGUGCCGUGCUUUACAUUAAGGAUGAAAUCCACAUCAGUUCAGUUCAAGUGGAGAUAUUGGUGGGGUCUCUGAAUGUGUGUUCUUUGAUCGGAUCACUCGCCUCCGGCAAGACUUCCGAUUUGAUUGGUAGGCGCUACACCAUUGUCUUGGCUGCAGCCACCUUUCUAAUUGGUGCACUGCUAAUGAGUCUUGCACCCUCAUAUCUGUUCCUCAUGGCCGGAAGGGUGGUGGCCGGAAUCGGCGUCGGGUACUCCCUCAUGAUCGCACCAGUCUACACCGCCGAGCUUUCUCCGGCCAUGACCCGAGGCUUCCUCACUUCACUCCCUGAAGUCUUCAUCACCUUCGGUAUCCUACUGGGCUACAUCGCCAACUACGCCUUGGCAGGCCUCCCACCGAAAAUCAACUGGAGAAUGAUGCUCGGUAUCGCGGCAGUGCCAGCAAUCGUCAUCGGAAUCAGUGUAAUUGGAAUGCCUGAAUCCCCUCGGUGGCUCGUCAUGAAAGGCCGGAUAAGCCAGGCAAAGCAAAUUCUGAUCAGAACAUCCGAUGAUGAAGAGGAGGCUGAGUUGAGACUCUCCGAAAUCAUGAGAGAGGCUUCCACCACCACCUCUGCCGAGUGGAGUGGACAAGGGGUUUGGAUGGAAUUGCUCUGCAGGCCGUCCAAGCCCAUCCGUCGAAUCCUCGUAGCAGCAAUAGGAAUGAAUUUUUUCAUGCAAGCUUCAGGAAAUGACGCCGUUGUGUACUACUCGCCGGCGGUGUUCGAGAACGCAGGAAUAAACGACCGGAGACAGCUGGUGGGGGUGACGAUCAUCAUGGGAAUUACCAAGACGGCAUUCGUUUUGGUCUCCGCACUUUUCUUGGACCGUUACGGGAGACGGCCCCUUCUGUUAUUGGGGUCAAUAGGCAUGGCCGUAUCGCUAGGUGGGCUAGCGUUGGGCUCCAAAUAUCUGGAAGACUCGGAACACAAGCCCACAUGGGCCAUUGCUUUGUGCGUGGUGGCAGUGUGCGCCGAUGUGUCCUUCUUCUCAAUUGGGCUGGGGCCCAUCACGUGGGUGUACUCGUCUGAGAUAUUUCCGACGAGGCUCCGAGCACAGGGUACGAGCAUGGCCGUAUCCGUGAACCGGUUGGUGAGUGGGGUGGUGGCCAUGACAUUUCUGAGCAUUUCCAAGGCCAUUACAUUUGGAGGUAUGUUUUUAGUGUUCUGCGGAGUCAUGGUGAUCGGUUCAAUUUUCUUCUACUUCUUUAUACCGGAAACCAAGGGCAAGUCACUAGAAGAUAUUGCUACCCUUUUCGAGGAUAAACCCUUACGUACCGAUAGCACCAUAGACUAGGAGAAUUUGUGUGUCUGUGUUCUAGUUUUUUAUUUUCUAAUCAUUACUUGAAUUGAAUUGAACGUUUAUUUGAUGAUAUGCUGCAUUGUUCCAUAGGGGAUUA
Molecule: messenger RNA, 1710 nt
Organism: Vitis riparia (riverbank grape)
Lineage: Eukaryota; Viridiplantae; Streptophyta; Magnoliopsida; Vitales; Vitaceae
Product: polyol transporter 5-like
Exons: 2
Coding region: 105-1607 (500 amino acids)
Biological process (GO): transmembrane transport
Cellular component (GO): membrane
Molecular function (GO): carbohydrate transmembrane transporter activity
Source: RefSeq, a predicted model, not a curated record